Ornithodoros turicata is the source of this 1114-nucleotide messenger RNA. It is a transcript of the gene Non3, whose product is annotated as ribosome production factor 2 homolog. Lineage: Eukaryota; Metazoa; Arthropoda; Arachnida; Ixodida; Argasidae. Gene Ontology annotation, biological process: ribosomal large subunit assembly; maturation of LSU-rRNA from tricistronic rRNA transcript (SSU-rRNA, 5.8S rRNA, LSU-rRNA). Gene Ontology annotation, molecular function: rRNA binding. Bases 83 to 1027 code for a protein of 314 amino acids. The transcript is spliced from 9 exons. The record is from RefSeq and is a predicted model, not a curated record. Gene Ontology annotation, cellular component: nucleolus.
UCGAGGGCUCUGUCGUCGGCUAGGUUGGCACUGCGAGAAUCCAAUCCAAUCCUAUACAAUCCGGUUCAUUAACACGUGCGCGAUGGCUGUAUCACAACGCAUACUCAAACCAAAAACGCAUCGGGGAAAGCUCGCUCUCGAAAAGCGUGAGCCAAAGAUCACGGAGAAUCCAAAAACUACAAUCUUGAUACGUGGAUCCAGUGCCAACAAUGUUGUCGUGAAAGCCAUGAAGGACUUGCGCUCUUUAAAGGCCCCACACGCAGUUGUCUUUAACAGAAAAAACGAAGCACAACCAAUGGAAGAUGCUGUUCCAAUAGAAAUGAUGAUGCAGAGGACAGACUCAUCUUUAUUUGUUUUUGGAUCUCAUAACAAAAAGCGACCGAACAACUUGAUCCUCGGCAGAACCUUCGACGGCCACAUUCUCGACAUGUUUGAGCUUGGAAUGGACCAGUACAAAGCUCUCGAGGAAUUUAAGGUUGCCAAAGUAGCUUCUGGGAUCAAGCCUCUACUGCUCUUUGCCGGGGAACAGUUUGAGCAAACGAAGGACUAUCAGCGACUAAAAAACUUCCUUAUUGACUUCUUCAGUGGUGAACAAGUUGAUGCUGUCAGUUUACAAGGUUUGGAGCACGUCUUGAUGUUUACGAUGAGUGAAGAAAAGCUUUACGUCCGCAGCUACAAAGUUCUUAUGAAAAAUUCUGGCACAAAAACUCCGCGCAUCGAACUAGAAGAAAUCGGCCCCUCCUUCGACUUGUGUCUUCGAAGGAUGAAAAUAGCGUCGGAUGACCUUUUCAAGAGGGCAAGGAGGCUUCCAAAACAAGCUAAGCCGAAGAAGAAGAAGAACUUUGAGAAGACAGCUCUGGGGACGACAUUGGGUCGCAUCCACAUGGAGAAGCAGGACUUGAGCAAGUUGCAGACGAGAAAAUUGAAGGGACUCAAGAAGACGGCGGAAGAGAGAAAAGCGGCGAGGCAAGCCAAGAAGCAGACGACGGAAGAGACAUCAGAAGACAUUGAAAUGGCUGAUGAAUGAAUGGGCAGCUCGUCGUAGCGCUGCAGGCUGUACAUACAUAUCCUUUUGAAAUACUAUAACGAUAAAAAAAAAUCUCCCUACGUUCCA